AUGUCUAGAAGUGGGACAACUUCAAAUUCUUGUGAGCCCAAUGCUAGACCUCCUAGACCUAGAAGUAAGAAUGCUUCAGGAAACCGUACUGACAUUGGAUGGAAACAUGGAACAGAUGUUUUGGGCAAUGGAAAAAAAGUGAAAUGCAACUAUUGCUCAAAAACAUUCAAUGGAGGAAUUUUCAGAUUUAAGCAUCAUAUUGCUGGCAUUAGAUAUGAUUCUAAACCAUGUGCCUUAGUUCCUGAAGAAGUGAAAGUUGUAAUGAUAAAAGUUGAGGCAGAGGCUAAGGAUGUUUCAAAAAAGAAAAGAAGACGAAAUACAAUUGAUGAGUUUGAUGAUGAGCAUAUUGAAGAGGUGGAUACCAAUCAAAGUAGUAGUAGUAUGAUGUUCAAAAAUAAAGGAAUGGAAAAAUCCAGUCAAGGUGUUCAAUCUACUUUAAAUCAGCAGUAUAAGAAAGGGGAUAAAGAAAAAGUUGAUGCUCAAGUGGCUGAAUUUUUUUACACAAGUGCUAUUCCAUUCAAUGUUAUUAGAAAUCCUACUUUUGCAAAAAUGUGUGAAAUGAUUGGAAGAUAUGGAGUUGGCUACAAACCUCCAUCAUAUCAUGAUAUUAGAGAAAUUUUUUUUGAAACAAGCAGUGCAAAAAACCGAUUGAAUAGUCCUAAAGGGACCGUGUUUCUUUAUUCAUUGGAUACAUCAGAUAUCUCAAAAAUUGCAGAUAAAGUGUUUAAGAUGUUGGAUGAUGUAGUGGAAUUUGUUGGAGAGGAGAAUGUGGUUCAAGUGGUUACCGAUAAUGCUGCAAAUUUCAAGGCAGGUGGGGAGUUAUUGAUGAAAAAAUGGGAGCAUUUGUAUUGGACUCCAUGUGCUGCCCAUUGCAUUGAUUUGAUCUUUGAAGAUUUUGAGAAACAUUUAAAGGUCCAUCAAAUUACUAUCAAGAAAGGGAGAAGAAUCACUACCUACAUUUAUGGUAGAGCAAUGCUAAUUAGCAUGCUGAAGAAGUUCUCCCAAGGUAGAGACUUGAUAAGGCCAGGUAUGGCUAGAUUUGCCACAUCUUAUUUAACUCUUGCAUGUCUCCAUUAA
Molecule: messenger RNA, 1077 nt
Organism: Vigna unguiculata (cowpea)
Lineage: Eukaryota; Viridiplantae; Streptophyta; Magnoliopsida; Fabales; Fabaceae
Source: RefSeq, a predicted model, not a curated record